AUGGACACCCCACCCCCCAUCCGCAUCCUCCGCGCCUUCUCUCCCGAGACGCAAAUCUCCCAGUUCCGGCCCACAGACCCAGUCUCACGAGCGCCCACACCCCUCCUGACCAACGAUAUCCGUCACGCCGCAGUCUACCAUGCCAUGACAUGUGCUCUGGCACUCGUAACUUCCAACGAGGGUCCGUCGGGGCUGCAUUGGGCGGGGGCAUUGGCUGAGGAAGCGUGGUACGGCCCGCAGGGCGGUGAGGAUGAGGACUGGUCGACAAAGCAGUUGGAAAGGAUGAAAAUGGCGGAGGAGGGGUUUAUGGGGGCCUUACGGGAGGAAGGGGUGAGCGUCGUUUUGUGGGAGGGAGGGAGGCUAGAUGAGGGGUUUAGGGGGCAGGCUAAUCCCUGGGAGACGGGUGUUUAUGGGGAGGGCGAUGGGGAUGAGGAGGGAAAGGGUUCAGGUUGGAAUGAGGUGUUUGUGAGUAACUUUAUGGUCGUCGCCAUGAUCGAAGCCAAACGCUACUCCCCAACCAGCGCCGACAGGCGCGACGCCUACCCCCGCUUCAUAAUUGAGCUGGUCCUUACCUUGGCCCACGGACUGGUGUACUGCUUUAUUAAAUAUCUGCGGGAGCACUCCCCUCCAAACCCCCUUAAGCAGCGGCUCCUCCCGAAAGGUCUGGACCAGAUGUGGGAUCAAGCAGUGUUUCAGGGUACGCUUGUCUCAUUGAAGACGCCAGGCCAUCCCAUGAAUAAUUGGCAGUGCGGAGUGUUGUGGUUUGAGAAGGAUAUUGGUGCGGGGGAUGGUAGAAGGGGGGAUAGUCGAGGCCCUUUGGGGGCGAGGAAGGUGGAUUUUACUAAGAUUAUUCUGCUUUUUAAUCGCUGGGAUGGUACCGAGACGGAUCCGCUGGUGGAUCGCAGCGAUCUGGAGUGGGUGCCGAGGUUUCUCAAGAAUAUCCCUCUGUUGGAAGAAGAAGUCGAGCAGAAUAUAUAUUGGGCUGUUCAUGGACAGAAGGCGCACUUUCAUAACUGUAAGGCAUGGACGUGGGGCCUUUAG
Dichotomopilus funicola is the source of this 1041-nucleotide messenger RNA. RefSeq lists its product as uncharacterized. Lineage: Eukaryota; Fungi; Ascomycota; Sordariomycetes; Sordariales; Chaetomiaceae. The transcript is spliced from 3 exons. The coding region runs from base 1 to 1041 and encodes 346 amino acids. The record is from RefSeq and is a predicted model, not a curated record.